Molecule: messenger RNA, 2493 nt
Organism: Malus domestica (apple)
Lineage: Eukaryota; Viridiplantae; Streptophyta; Magnoliopsida; Rosales; Rosaceae
Source: RefSeq, a predicted model, not a curated record
AUGUAAAUCUCGCCCCUACUUUUGUGUACAAUUCUUUCAUGACUCAUUGAGUUGUUAAUGAAAAAACGUAUAAAGCAAAAGAGCAAAAGGUAAAAACCCUCCUCCCCAUCUUUGCUUCAGCUUUCUGCACUAUCGAGAGCAUUCACUCUUUCUUGUUCUCUAUAAACUCUCCCUCUCGACAAGUGACACAGUGCCCCAUUAAAAUCCUCCAUGCCACAAGAAAACACCAUUCCUUCCCUUUAUCGUUGUAUACACUGCAACAUAUAUUAACGUUACACUUACAUGUAUACAUAUACAUAUACAUGUAUAUAUAUAUAUACAUACAUAUACGCACAGUACAAGGCCUGCACUGCAGCUGCUGCUGCUCCUAAAUGCAUGGACUAGCAGAAGCAUAACCCCACUUGCAGAGCCAUAAUUUGUUCUCUAUUCCCCUCUCAUUAAUUACAUCUCUGCGUCUGAAGGUACGGCAUUUAUUCAAAACAUAUCAACUUCUCAAACAAGAAGUUCCUAUAAAGAAAUCCUCACGCUUCAUUGUUUCAUCAUCUGGUAUUUACCAUUUUUGUAGUUUUUUGAGGUAUAUUUUACUGGUCAGCAUUUUAAUGGGGAAGACCGGAGGGAGCUCCUGGUUGACUGCGGUCAAAAGGGCUUUCUGGUCUCCUACCAAGAGUGACAGAACCAACACUAGGAGGAGAGAAGAACUGCAGGAACAAGAGGAAGAAGAAAAGAAGAGAGGAAAGCGGAGAUGGAUUUUUAGGAAGCCUACGAGCCAAGAAACGUUUAUACAUGUACAACAUAGUGAGAGUCCAAGCUCUGCUGCUGAUGGCGGAGCAACCACUCGAAAUGCAACUAUGGCAGCUCAUGGUGAGGCUGGUGAUGCUCUUGCAACGGCCGUGGCCACGAAAGCGGCGGCUCAGGCAGCAGUUGUCAUGGUGCAAGCGGCUGUCAAAGCUGUUCGUCUUACUAAAUCUAAUUGCAGGCCUUCCAUUUUCGUUAGAGACCAUGCUGCCAUUGUUAUUCAGACUGCCUUCAGAGGAUAUCUGGCGAGAAGAGCUCUUCGGGCGCUGAAGGGGCUGGUGAAGCUUCAAGCACUGGUGAGAGGCCACAAUGUUAGAAAGAGGGCAAAGAUGACUCUGCAAUGCAUGCAGGCUCUGGUUCGAGUGCAAGCUCGUGUUCUUGACCAACGAACGAAGAGGCUUUCGCACGAAGGCAGCGCAGAUUCCAUUUUCAGUGAUCCCACUGGCUUGUGGGGAUCACAUUUCUCAGACAGAAGGGAGUCCAUUUCGAAAAACAAAGAGAGGAGCGCCGCGGAUGAUUUGAUCCAUUGGGACGAUGUCAAACCGAAAACAUUGGAGCAGAUUCAAGCCAUGUUGCAGAAAACAAAACAAGCUGCCUUGAAGCGUGAAAGGAGUACCAGCCUUGCUUAUGCCUUCUCUAACCAGAGAUGGAGAAGUAGAGGUAGCGGCGACGAAGAUGCCGGUGAGCAUGAGGAGCUAGAGGAGAAGUUUGAUUUGCUUGAUGGUUGGACAAGAAGAAAGCAAUGUGAGAUCAAUGGAGGCAGAGCUUCAUGUGAUCAGAGAGAUCCCAUCAAGACCGUUGAAAUCGACACUUCUCGACCUCACUCUUAUUCGAGUACCCCGAAUUCCAAUUCCAGAACCAAACGAUCAGAUCAAUGUAAGUAUCAGAGCCAUCAUCUGCGGUAUAAUUAUCAACAGCAAAGAGUUCAUCCGCAGUCAUAUCCAGUUGCCUCUCCUCAAUCACCCGUCACGCCAUUUUCUUCCGUGGCAAGAAAUCUACAAGUGCACUCGGCUAGUCCCCGUUGCCUUCGUGGAGAUCAUAGGAUUAACCACCCAAUGCCGGCAUCACAUAACUUGAACUUAGGCUCAACGAAUUACGACCACGGAUUAAUGGGGGUGCCAAACUACAUGGCUGCUACAGCAUCAGCCAAGGCUCGGAUUCGGUCUCAAAGUGCACCGAGGCAAAGGCAUUCAACAAGCGAGAGAGAAAAGUCAGGGUCCGCGAGGAAACGCUUGUCGUUUCCAGCUCCUGACUCAUGCGGUGGUGGCAGUGCUACUGCUAAUGUUAAUGGUGGUUCAGAUUAUACCUUGGAGAGCCCAAGAUAUAGCAACGGCAUCAACGGAGACCUUGCAGUUCGAAUGCCGCGGAGGACAAGCAUGUCAUCUUGUUACACUGAUGGUGAGACAUCUCCAACUUCCAGCAGUGAGCUCAGAAGGUACUGGUUUAGGUAAUCAAGCAGAAGUAUGUGACUGAGUGGCAAAUUUGACAAAUGACUAGGUACUGGUGGUUACUCUGCUAACUCAAUUUCAAAUGCACAAAUAUGUGACUAGAGGAACAAUUAACUUUAACUUUUAAGAUUUCACUAGAUGCUUUUAUUCAUGUAUAAUCUUGUUGAAUAUUCGACAUGCAGCAAGAUAUGAGAGCAUUUUUGCUCACGACCCUACUUAUCAUCAUGAAAAGAGUUUAAAUUUUGAGAUU